Molecule: messenger RNA, 1349 nt
Organism: Durusdinium trenchii
Lineage: Eukaryota; Dinophyceae; Suessiales; Symbiodiniaceae
Source: the annotation of a GenBank genome assembly
AGGUUGCCUAUGCUUAACACCACAGGCAGUCUUCCAUUGCACAUGCGUCGAUAGUGCUGCAGAUCUUGCUCCGUUGUGGCCCCGGAACCAGGCACGGGAUGUACAGUGUCACCGACGGGUGGGUCGGCUAUGGCCACAGGGUCCACUACUCUUCAGGCUGUCCAUCGUCGACAAGGUAUGGGGAACCAUAUUUUCCCUACUGGUACCAGGCGCGAUCGGUGGUGGGGCCAAAGCUGACAUCCUUGGGUGGCCAAUCCCCUGCAGUCCAAUCCCUCGUCCACCAGGAGGAGCCUUGGAUCUUCGAUGCCCCCAGGGCAACGUCGGCCCACCACGCCCUCCGACUCAGCUCGGCGAGAUGAACUGGGUGGUGCUUCUCGUGGCUCCAACACGAGUGCCUUUGAUCAAGACAUUUUCCAGGCGAGUAGCACCCGCAGUCGCAGUGUGACUGGAUCAAAAGCGAGGAGCACGGCAAUUCCGCAUCGCGAAGGCCUGAACUCCGGAGGCAGCUCUGGAUCCAGCACCUGCGACAAAUGCGACGGAAAGCAUCCAACCGAAUCGUGCCCUCACUUUCGGAAAGAUCGCGAGAAGCAUAAAGACGCAUGGGUGAAUUAUGGCUGCAAGAACAAUCCGCAUCAAAUGGGCGGAAGUGGCGGCAAUUACGUGCUGCGGAAUGCCAGGGUCAUCCCGCAACCGGGCGAUGGCAGUUGCCUGUACCAUUCCAUCAGCUAUGGACUGCGUAACAUCAACGCAUCCACCCUCCGUCGUGAAUUGGCCGGUUUCCUGAAAGAGAACCCGAAGUUGGAGAUCGCAGGGGAUACACUCGAGGAAUGGGUCAGAUGGGACUCUAAUUCGUCAGUGAACGAGUACGCACGGCGACAAGCUGUUUCUGGCUGGGGUGGCGGGAUCGAAAUGGCAUGCUGCUCAACCCUCAAGAGCGUGAACAUUCACGUUUACGAGAGCAUGGGCAGGUAUUCCUCGGAGUUCAAGCGCAUUUCAUGCUUUGAUAAUCCACAUGCAGUCGAGCGCUGAGUAGCCACUGUACUUUACCAAGGUGGCUUGCAUUACGAUGCAUUGCAGCCACUGGCGACAUGAGGCUUAAGACUCUUAUGACCUGGCCAAUGAAUGACAUCUGGUGAGAGAUACUUGAUCACCCGCGAUGUCACCAUUCUUUGGGCAUGUUCGUGCACCGCGUUUUUCCAACAGAGCUCAUCUCAUAUCGGCUCAUGGAAGCGAGCCCACGAAAUGAGCUGUGAAGACGAUCGAAGUUGGCCGGAUUGGAUCAGUUGCAUGUCCUGUGUCCACCGCCCGCGUGGUGGCUUGGGCGGUUCCUCACAGUUGGACCAUUCCAC